Molecule: messenger RNA, 4031 nt
Organism: Sitodiplosis mosellana (orange wheat blossom midge)
Lineage: Eukaryota; Metazoa; Arthropoda; Insecta; Diptera; Cecidomyiidae
Product: regulator of telomere elongation helicase 1 homolog
Exons: 10
Coding region: 738-3278 (846 amino acids)
Biological process (GO): telomeric loop disassembly; negative regulation of DNA recombination; negative regulation of t-circle formation
Cellular component (GO): nucleus
Molecular function (GO): DNA binding; hydrolase activity, acting on acid anhydrides, in phosphorus-containing anhydrides; DNA helicase activity
Source: RefSeq, a predicted model, not a curated record
CCCAUAGUCCUCAACAGGGCUUAAGAAUCGCACAGAGUGAAUCCUGUGAGUAGCGCAAUGCAUCACAAUAUCGUGUGCGCUACACGCACACGAACGAACGACGAACAGUUCACAAGUUCUCAAAUACAAAUGAGUUUACCACUGUCCGUUUAAUGUGCGCUCAAAUACUCACAGCAGACAAAAUAAACAUGUUUGUGCCUGUAUUUCGGCUAUGUUGAACAUACUACUACUUCUUCUUCUUAUCAUUUUUUUCUCGACCGAACGAAGAUCCGCACAAAGCAGAGGAGAAGUAAGUGAGCAGUGUGCGCACACAACUCAGUUGUUAUGAGAAGACCAUCGCACACGAGCGCUGUGGCUCUCACUGAAACGAGUUGUACUGUAAACUGAAUGUGCGAUUCUUAAGCCCUGGUCCUCAACAUGAUACUUUUUCAAAUAUUGUUUGUCAGUUUGCGUGCAUUGUCAGUUUGCGUGCCAGUGUAUGUUUAUUCCUGCAUUGCAUGUGGCAACCGAAACUGGUUACGAAACGCAAAGGCAUACGUAGCGAUCAGUUAUAACACGUUGCGUCAAGUCCUAUGCCAAUCGACAUAUCCGUCGAUGGUAUCACGUUUGUGUUCUUUGCGUUAUGUCAGUUGAACACUUGUUGCCAUUGGCAACUGCAGCACUUUCGGUGAAUUCCAAUUUUAUUAAAAAAUAAAUGAAAAAAACUCCGUUUUUUCUCGAUAAAUAUCGAUAUCAAAAUGCCCGUGUUUGAUAUAAAUGAUGUUUCGGUGAAAUUUCCAUUUGAACCGUAUCCAGUUCAGCGUGAAUAUAUGAAAAAAGUGAUUGAAACGUUGGACAGCGGACACAAUGCUUUCUUGGAGUCUCCAACUGGUACUGGUAAAACUCUUAGUUUGCUAUGUUCUGUACUUGGUUGGGUUGAAGAGUUAAAGGAAAAGAAAAAAAGAAAUGUCAAGAAAGACAAUCAGUCUGGCGCCAUGGGUGACAUAAAGUCAGAAAGCAACGCUCAUGAUUUUACGCACGAUGUUUUCAGGCGAAAUUACAUUUCACCAUUUUUUCCACAAGUGAUCUAUUCAUCUCGAACACAUUCGCAACUAUCACAAGCAAUGAAUGAACUCAAACAGACGGAAUACAGUUACAUGAAGGCUGGCAUAGUUGCAUCACGUGAUCAACUUUGUAUUAACGAGGAGUUGAAGUGUAAGUCAAAUGCAGACAAAACGUAUAUCUGCCAAUCAUUUACAAAGUCGCCGAAAAAACUUGAAGAAGAAAUAGAAGAGGAUGAGAAGAAAAAAAGCAUGAGAUGCAAAUACUUCACAAAUGUAGUUGCUGGCAUCGAACAUUUGGAAAUGAGCAAAUGCACAAUUCCAGAUAUUGAAGAACUGGGUCGCGUUGGACAACUAGAAACGGCUUGCCCAUACUAUAUGUCAAAGGAGUUGGCGAAAAGAGCGGAUAUUGUCUUCAUGCCAUAUAAUUAUCUACUUGAUCCGAAAAUACGUUUUGCCAAUAAAAUUGACCUGAAAAAUGCAAUUGUCAUCUUUGAUGAGUCACACAACGUCGAAAAUAUGUGUGAAGAGUCUGCCUCCACGAUAAUUACAUCCACAACAAUCGCUAUCGCUAUUCGAGAUAUAAAAUAUAUUAUUGAGAACGGACUACAAGUAGAAAAUAUGGUUGAAAAGGAUAAAGCCGCAUUGGCUGAAUUGAUUCAAAAGCUGGAAACUGAAAUAUUCAAAAUUCAAAUGAAAAGUGGCUCAAUUGGAGGAGAUUCCUACGAUGGCAAUUUCAUUUUUGAGUUGUUGAAAAAAGUUCAAAUAAAUGAAAGCAACCAUGAAACGAUUCUUGACCAUUUGCACGGUCUAAUCGGUACUUUGGUAAAUGCGUCGAGAAAUCAGAUUUUGGUUACAGAAAGUGGAUAUGUUUCACAGAAAUGUCCGAGCGGCAUUGGUUUACGAGCACUGUCAAGUUUUUUGCGAGUCGUUUUCUCAAGUUCGGCUCCACACCUACGCGAUCGUGUCAUUCGAUGCUACAAAAUUUACAUUGAACGUGAACCGGACAAAAAGACAACUGUAUAUGGCGUGACCACUGUUGAGAAAGCACAUCCAAAAGCCAAAAUCAUAAAUGUUUGGUGCUUUAGUGCUGCAUUUGGGAUGCAAUAUUUACUGCAGCAAAAUCUCCGAAGUCUGAUUUUCACCAGUGGCACUUUGGCUCCAUUGAAACCACUAAUAACUGAGAUGGAAAUUCCGAAUCCCGUCCAGUUGGUAAAUCCGCACAUUUUGAGACCAUUCCAAGUAUCUGUGAAAAUUGUGAGCUGUGGCCCAGACAAUGAAAUGCUCAAGUCCAACUAUGAUAAUAGGGAGAACGAGGCUUACUUACGUUCGCUUGGCAGAACAAUAGUGGAAUUUUCGAAAGUGGUUCCCGAUGGCCUUUUAAUAUUUUUUCCGUCAUACAAAGUUAUGAAUAUUUGCAAAGAAUUUUGGCAAAGCAACGAUGAUAUGUGGUCAUCCAUCAACAAACAAAAACGGAUUUUUGAAGAACCUCGAGAAGGGCCAAAAGAAGAAUUUGUAGCCACAAUGAAAGACUAUUACGCGACGAUCAAUGAACCUAAUAGCAAUGGAGCUAUUUUCAUGGCUGUGAUGAGAGGCAAGGUGAGCGAGGGCUUGGAUUUUGCCGAUAUGUAUGGUCGAGCUGUCAUUGUAACUGGCAUCCCAUUUGCCCCAUGCAAUGAUCCAAAGAUUAGGUUGAAGAAAAAGUACUUGGACGAUACGCGUAGGCAAGACAAGGAAAUGAUGUCGGGGGAUGAAUGGUAUAACCUGAGCGCAUCAAGAGCCAUCAAUCAGGCUAUCGGUAGAGUUAUUCGACACAAAGACGAUUAUGGUGCAAUUUUGCUUUGUGAUAAUCGAUUCUAUACGAACUCGAACCAGAAAAAUAUAUCUGGUUGGCUUAAGGUCCACCUGGAGAAAUCGUAUCCAGCGUUCAAUUCAAUGAUUAGCGAUUUAGGACGAUUUUAUGAAAACGCUAAAAAUUCGUUGCCCAAACCAAAGCCAAGAGUACCAGAGAUCGUGGACUUUGAAGACGAUCCUUCAGUUCUCGAUGAAUUGACCGAUGCCAAAACAACAGGUUUAACCACAAUGGGUGGGAAAUAUGACGACGGUCCUAUUCCAAGAACACCUUUUAAGAGCUUUGGCGAAUCAAGUCGUGAUACCGACCAAUCAGAAUUGGAACGGAAAAGACGCAAGCUAGUGAUUGAUUCAAAUGAGAGCAACGAUAUGACGAUGACAUGCUGAAAAUCCCUGUUCUGAAAUUGGUGAUACCGUCUGUGGAUAAGGCAAUAAAGACGAUUUGGAAAAGAUAUCACCGAAUUUUCUCAACGGAGACAAUGAUUUGCUUCAAUUUCUCAUUUUUUUCAACAUACAAACCGAAAUGACUAUAGAUCAUAUAUGAUCUCAUAGAUAUUAAGCAGACCAACUUUUAUAGCCCAUACAUUUUCAUUCAAAAACAUUUUCAUCAUUUUUUUUCAUAAAUUAGAACGGACUUACUUCGUUACCUAUUUACUUGCUGAAAUUUUAUUCAGAAAAUCAUUUUUUUAUACUUUUUCAAAUCAAUUUUAGCUAUUUUCAUGCUUACCAGCAUUUUGAAUGGCACUGUCAAUGAACUGAUGCAUGUCAAAGUAUUUUAUAACUUGAUUCUUUACAUCAAUUUUUUUAUAAAUAAAAAAAUCAUAGUUAUGGUUAAGAUAUUUCAUCUUAAAAUGUACGUCAUUUGGUUUAAUCUCAACUGAAACGAUCUAUCUAAUCGGCUAUCGAAACGAUUGAAAUGAAAGACAAUUGCAAUUUUAGUUAAAAUAGUUUCGAUAUAUAUAUAUAUAUAUUUGUUCUAGUAAACAUGAAUAGUCAGUAGUCACUCGUUUUUCUACAAUAUCACUUAUCCAAUCUAGUACAGGUUUUUUUAUUCCCAUUAAAUAGUCUGCACACUCUUUUCCUACGGCUUAAUUAGUUCGUAAAUUCAAUAAAUUGCUAGUCAAUCUCUUGCGCAUGUUA